Dissoconium aciculare CBS 342.82 is the source of this 1320-nucleotide messenger RNA. RefSeq lists its product as uncharacterized. The transcript has 2 exons. Lineage: Eukaryota; Fungi; Ascomycota; Dothideomycetes; Mycosphaerellales; Dissoconiaceae. The record is from RefSeq and is a predicted model, not a curated record. The coding region runs from base 299 to 1183 and encodes 294 amino acids.
AGUCUGCAUAUGUUCUUCGCGCCUUGCGUAACCUCACCUUUCGACCCGGCCCAAUGAUGUUUGCUCGACCGGAGAAUUGUCACAGCAACAAUGGUACCGACACAUUUUGCGGCGUCAAGAAUGUGAAUGAUGUCGAAUUUGACGUGCGAUUCGACUCCUGGUCCUGUCAACUGUGCCUCAUCGUCAGAUCCAUCAUGUUGUAUAAGUAUCUGCUUGUUGCCGACAUCAUGAUCGUCUCGACUUCAUUCCCUCCUCCUCCUCACUAUCACCACCAGUACUCGCUACGAUAAUACACGAAAUGGCCUACAAACUGCUCGCCUUGGCCAUGCUUGUCUACGAGACGUUAGCUUUCGCACGGUCCUCAGCUGGUGCGCCAUUCAUUGGCUCCAACACAGCCUUCAAUCAGUCGGAUCGCAACGCAAACCACUCCAACACCGUCAGCUUCAAGCACCGCGACCUCGGUACCUGGAACUGGACCGUUCGCGUCAGUGACAUCCCCGCCCCAAAUUUGCCAGGGGAGUCCGCGGACGCUCACAGAGCCUACACGACUUAUUCGUUCUCGUGGCCGACCAACGGCACCCUGUCCGACGCCAUCCAAGCCGAGGAGCGACAUGAUCCAUCGCGGGCCCGGAACGACUCGUGCGUGCUCCUGUUCAGCCGAUUGUCCCCGCCGGAUCUGAACGCCAAAUACGACAAUGCCAGCUCGAGCUGCACCGGCUACCUUGGCGAGGAAUGCGAGAAGGCCAUCUAUGGGGUCCUCGACGAUGUCAACACGGACUGCACCAAGCUCGGUCCCAUCUCCGACAAAUUCUGGCAUACUUGCAACGCCACUCUGCUGAGGCAUCUUGGCUCGGACAAUGGUUUCUACCCUGCGAAGUUCGGCAACGAGAGCACCAUCCUCCCCGGCGAAGUCUGGGCCUCCGCCACCAGCGACGUCCACCAAGCAGGUAACCGGACGGCAUUCGGCGAAGUCGCCGGCAACGUCCACAUCCUCGGCUUCACCGGCAAGAAGCCUCAAUUGAUCUGCAACCGCGCGUCCAGCAACUUCCCGGUCUUGCCGGACGGCACCGAGGAUGCUUUACAGUUUUCCCCUUCGCCUCCCAAUGCGGCGUCCCAUCCGGCGAUCAGCAUGGCAUUUGUGGCUGCAUUGGCGGGAACGGUUGUUGCCAGCGCGUUUCUUUAGGUCCGGGGUGGAUCUGUCAUGACGGAAUCAAUGUCGUUGGAAUUCUACCUCCGGAGUUUUAGAAAGAUAUAGUCGCGUGUAGAACGUGCCAGAGAAUAGGUUGAUGACUUUUCUUGGCAUCGAAAUGAAUGAGGUCU